This is a messenger RNA of Prunus mume (Japanese apricot), 3052 nucleotides long. RefSeq names its product Calcineurin-like metallo-phosphoesterase superfamily protein. Gene Ontology annotation, molecular function: hydrolase activity. Lineage: Eukaryota; Viridiplantae; Streptophyta; Magnoliopsida; Rosales; Rosaceae. The record is from RefSeq and is a predicted model, not a curated record.
CAAGACUUUGUCUUAUUUCUGAACCUCCUGAAGACACAAAAGAAAGCAAUUUAGUGGAAGAUUUAAAGAUUACGGGGGAAAACAAAAUGGGGAGUGCCAUUCUGAUGCUAGAGCUCUUUUUAUGCCUCACUGUCUAUGCAGCAAGUGAAGAAUUCGAAUUCUCGUCUGCAAAAUCCAGUUCGCACAGGAGAGUGGUAGAUGUAAAGGGAGGCCCAGAGUCACUAGUGUGGGUGGUUCAGGUUUCUGAUCUCCAUUUCAGUGUCCACCAUCCUGACAGAGCACUUGACUUCAAGAACAUUGUGGGGCCUGCUCUCUCCAUGAUCAACCCUUCUCUGGUCCUCAUCACCGGUGAUCUCACAGAUGGAAAAAGCAAGGAUUUGUUGACAAUGAAGCAAAAUGAGGAGGAGUGGGUGGAAUACCAGAACGUGAUGGAAGAUGUGAUAAAAAGGAGUGGACUUGACAGGAGUAUCUUCUUUGAUCUUAGAGGGAAUCACGAUAACUUUGGCGUACCGGUGCUUGGUGGUUCCUUUGAUUUCUUUUCAAAGUACAGCAUUAAUGGGCAGUUGGGCAGAACUGGGAAUGUCAAUAGUGUCACACUUCAGACUGGUGAGCGGAAGCAUCUAUUUGUUGGAGUUGAUAGCACAAUCUCUGUUGGUCUACGAGGUCCCACUAAUCUUUUUGGGCAUCCAACUGAUCAACUAUUAGCAGAACUGGAUAUGGAGCUCUCACAGUGGGAUUCUCAAUCAGAAAAACCAUUAAGCAAGAUUUCCUUUGGGCAUUUUCCUCUUUCAUUCUCAGCAAUCUCAUACUCUGGGAAGAGCCUAAAAGAUAUCUUCCUCAAUCAUUCAAUAUCAGCUUAUAUAUGUGGGCAUCUGCAUACACGGUUUGGUAAAAACUUGAAGCGGCAUCAUCAGUUUAGUCGUCAUUUUUUAUCCUUGCAGAAAUUUUUCCAGCUAAAUGUACACCAAUUAUCUUUUCAUGGUACUGCUAAUUGUUCAAUUGAUGCCCCGGCGGCUAGAGAAUUCUGGGAGUGGGAGAUGGGUGACUGGAGGAAGAGCAGAGCCAUGAGAAUUUUGGCCAUUGAUAGAGGUCAUGUUUCGUAUGUUGACAUUGACUUCAUGUCAGGCACCAAAAAGACUAUCAUAUUGCCAACUUUUCCCCUGGACUCACGGUUCAUGUCAACAUCUUCAUCCCAUCACAAGUAUGAAUGUCUUGCUAUGGUAUCUUACGAGACAAUAAGAGCCCUGGUAUUUUCUGUUUCUCCAAUUGUGUCGGUUAUGACUAGGAUCUAUGACUCAAGACCUGGAUAUCUCAAUCUGGUAUUUGAGGCACCCAUGAGAAAGCUCGUGGAUAACACCUCCAGGGGAGAUCUUUAUGUUGCUCCAUGGAAUUAUAGAGCCUUUGAGGAUCCAAUUUCUAAUAGAUAUUGGCUGCAAAUAGAAGCAACUGACUUCAUGGGCAGAUCGACUUCAACUGAUUUAAGGCCGUUUUCUAUAAAUGGUCUUAGUACUAUGCUUUCAUGGACAUGGAAGGAGUUUAUGGUCAUGGGUUGUCAAUGGGCUGCCUUGUAUUACCCAAUGUUCUGGUGUGCUGUAUACUUUAUACUCUCCAUUCUCCUCAUUCCAAAAUCUCUCCUCAUUUUCUCAAUUAGGCAUUUCACUUACAAGAAUAAGGGCUUCCUAAAUGGCAUAGGAUUUGUUUUACAGGAGCUUUGCAGGGUUCCCUUCACCUGGUUUGGUUUUUUAGGAUACUUAUUCUACCUUAUAUUAUUCCCCUGGUUUUUUGGGAAAGUUUUCACGGACGGCAAGGAUAAAGGAUACAUGACCUAUAUGGGGUGGAUAGUUAAAUCUUUCAAUCAAAAGGGAAAACAUGAAUAUGCGGGAUCUCCAGAUAUAAUGGUGGUUGUUCUUCCGCAUCUCUUCUUCGUGGUUUUUCCUGCUAUUUUGCUGACUGGGGCUUUGGCUAGUGAAAAACAGAUCUCCAGGGAAAACUUUCUCUCACUUACGGGGAAGAAAGAAGAUGACUACGAUCAAGAGGAAAGGAGUUCUUUAUGGUAUGAUUACCAAGGGAGUAGGAAAUCAAAUUCCUGUGUUGGAAACCGGUGGAUUCGAAAAGUUGUUUUGGUUCUUUGCUUGGCAGUUUGUUGGAAGCAUUUUAUGAAUUGCAGGGCUCUCAUCAAAGCAUACGAGAUGAAUCCCAUUCUCAAUUUUCCAGGAUAUAGCCUCAUGAUUCCACUACUGUUGGCUUAUACUGUCUACAAAACCAGGAGUAUAUAAUACUAUGCACAUUGCAGAGUGCAAAAUUGGGCUCACAUUUCUUCAAGUUGUAUCAACAUUCCUUGUUGCUGAAUAGGACGCAUUUCAUGCAGGCUUGGGUUCACAUGAACAAACAAAACAACAGGAAGAUGUGAUGCUUUGAGGUCUGCUAUGGCAGAUAAUAUUUGAAGUGGGUUUGGAUUUGGUGAUGAAUUGGUUGUGUUGCAUUUAAGAAGGCAAAGCAACUCCUAAGAAUUAAGAAAUUGAUGUUGGGAGAGCAGGCAGCCCUAGUCCCCUAGCAUGUUAAUUGUUACAAGUGGCUGUAGGCUGUACCCCUAAUGUGCUGUGGCUUCAAUUUACAAAACUGAAGGAAGUUGUGUUUGUUGUGUAAUACAAUAUGGCUCUAUGCAGUUGUAGAAGACUUGCAGUCUUUGCAUCCAUAUUGUCAAUUUAAACUGGAACUUUUAUGAUAGUUAUUUCAAAAGCGUAGUAUGAUUUGUUUGAAAUGCAGAAAGUGGAAAGGAGGCCGAAAUCGGUUUGCCGACAAUAUGCUGCAGCCUGCAGCAACUCAGUGGUUGGUUGGUAUCAUCUAGUGUUGAUAUUCCCAGCCUAACCUAGUGGAGUCUGAUGGUUCACUUGUGAGCCACUCUGAAAAACCCAAGAAAUCCAAAUCCAUCUCAUCUCGGGCACUAAAAAUUAAGCUCCAGGAACACAAUUGUUACUGAUCUAUUCUGUAAGUUUGAAGUGACUGGGACGCAUACAUGAUCGAACACACUCUCUCUCUCUCUCUCUCUCUC